Messenger RNA from Pararge aegeria (speckled wood butterfly), 1290 nucleotides. RefSeq lists its product as uncharacterized. The transcript has 2 exons. The record is from RefSeq and is a predicted model, not a curated record. Bases 31 to 1290 code for a protein of 419 amino acids. NCBI's taxonomy places the organism in Eukaryota, Metazoa, Arthropoda, Insecta, Lepidoptera, Nymphalidae.
UACCGCUUUUUAGAGACAUGUAGACCAAAAAUGAGAGCGCAUUUAUAUAUUAUCGUAAUAUAUACAACCAUUUUAUGUACAACAUCUUACACAAACAUUGGAGAUGAUGAAAAGUUCUCGAUAUACGGUAAAAGAAAUCUUAAUGAAAUUAAUAACGAAAAUGUGGACAAACAUUUCAAAUAUCAUGGAAAAAUAAUACAAGAUCUUAAAGACGCGAAAAUUGCGAAAAUAAAGGCGGAAGUGUUGAAAAGAUCAAAGAAUUAUGAAAAACCGCUGAAUAUGGUUGACGACAUUGGAAAAGUUGUAAAAAAUCCCGACUCAGAAAAGUACCACAGAGAUCCCGUUUUGAACUACAUGAAGAGAAGUAACUUACGAAGGGCAAGACGGGACUCUUCUGAUUUUGAGACUAGCGACACUUCUAGUUCAAGUUUGGAGUUACCGAAUUGGAAGGAUGAGUGGAAACAGCACUGGUUGCAGAAAAAGCUAGAAGCGAUCAAUUCUUCUAUGCCUAAAGGCGAUAUGGUUAAUAUGGUUGCUGCAAGACCAUGGGGCGUGCCGUGUGGAGAUCCAAACCAGCACGAUGCGCCAUGGGGAACUUGCAUGUUACCAAUGGAAUGUGAGGCGGAAUACAGAAUAUACAGAGGAGAUUACUUCUGUGGCCGUACUAAGUUCAUUUGCUGUGCUCUGCAAGUUACAAAUUAUGACUUAUAUGGAGGUUUCGAUGUUUCUUUCGCCGAUUCCAGCUUAGAGACAGACUCAGAAGAAAAAAAGAAUAGAGAUCGAGGAUCUAAAGAAAGGAAGCGGCGAAAGAGGGCUAAGGAAAGGCGACAAAGAUUGAGAGACAGGUUGAAGCGUAAACGAAAAAUAAAGAGGACCAUUAGGAAGAUAACAAGGGAAAUAAGGAAGAUCUUAAACAGGUCGUUCAGGAAUGGUACCACAGCGAGGAAAAAGAAGACUAAACAACUCAAGAAGUUUAUCAAAGAGCUAAAGCAUCGUUACAUGAAGGAAAGGAAAACGGUGAAAGACAUUCAUGAAAUGGAGCUUAUUAAAAUUGAUGCUGCGUUACAGAAGCGACUGAAUGAGAUACGAGGCCUCAACCAAGAGUACGUGAAAAACCAAACGUUUAGAGAUGUGAUCAUAAAUGGUUCGAUAAGCAGACAUAAUAUGAAUAUGUUGAUGAAAGCGCAUCCUGAGUUAGCCAAUGUGUUAAAUACAAGGCGCAGUGGGAAUGUUAGAAGCCCCCAGGAUUACUUGGAGUACGAUAUAGAAUAUGGAUAUCUGUAUUACUGA